CAUUGUCAGAUAGGUGUGCAUGCGUUAAGGUUGUGCGGAGGAUAUCGCUCUUGAUGUUUUAGAUAGGUUUUAUUUUGAAUACAAAAGAAAACGUAGCUGACAGCUCCGAAGUUUUGGAUGUAUCGAAUCACUGUAUUGGCGACCAUAAGUUCCAUUGGAAAGCAAACACGUUGGAUUAAUAUUUAGACAGGAAAACGAAUUUUUGUCGAGAGAACGAAAAACUUUCGGUUUGGGUAUUGUCCCAAUGUAUCAGGAUUAGCUUUUGCGCGGGAAAUUAUUCUCUCCGUUUUGCAUUCAUAUUUCAUUCACCCUGGAGCGGGAUAUAGGUUCUCGGCCGGUGAGAGCCGCAAAUAGCAACGAACUCAGUAUAAUCAUGCCACCUCAGCUUUUAGAACACUCAAGUACGUUUUUAUCAGAUGGAGGUCCGAGCACGGACUCCAACGACUCCGCCAGUUCCACUGGUGGGGAUUCGUCCACUCACAGGGAUAGUAAUAAAGUGAAAUGUGUGCUAAUUGGCGAUGGAGCCAUUGGAAAAACUAGUUUGAUUGUGAGUUAUACCACAAACGGAUAUCCCACGGAAUAUGUUCCCACAGCUUUUGAUAAUUAUUCAGUGGAAGUCACAGUAGACCACAGACCAGUCCAACUGCAACUUUGUGAUACAGCCGGCCAGGAUGACUUCGAUGCGAUACGGCCACUCUGCUACCCCGGCACCGACAUAUUCCUUCUCUGCUUCAGCGUGGUGUCGCCAGCAUCUUUCAAUAACACACUCGAAAAGUGGCACCAAGAAGUACGGCACUGUGCGCCAGGGGUGCCGGUGAUUCUUGUCGGAACGCAAUGUGAUCUACGAAGUGACGUUAAAGUUUUGAUCGAACUUUCAAAAUACGGUGAAGUGCCAGUUCCAGAGGAUCAGAUUCUUGACACGAUGGAAGAUAUCGGGGCGCUCAAGUAUAUCGAGUGUUCUGCAUUGACGCAAAAAAAUCUUAAGGAGGUGUUUGAUACGGCCAUAUUGACUGCUUUAAACUGGAAUGGUUAUCGGCGGAAGUUAGUAAGCCGAGGUACCGGUAGUAAAAAGUCACAAAAGAAACGAAAGAAGAGUCUCCGCGAGGACCGUGAACUUAUUCCGGCGCCAGGUGAUCAGUCAAAACCGCGGCGGUCUGGUUGGAAGAAAUAUCUGUGUGUCACGUGAUUGGACGAUAUCAAAAUUUGGUUCUGCUAAAGCAAUGGUCAAUAAACCCUGUAGACCCCUCCCUUCUCGUUGAAGCCAUGAAAGGGUUGAACUCUGCAGAUCAAAGUUACUGUGGAUCAUUUUAUUAUUUUUUUGUCAGAACAUCUCCUAACAGUGACAAACUGAAUUGAAAAAAUGGUGACCAUUGCUUCAUUUUCAUAUCAUACAAAACAGCACAAAAUGAUCCAUUGUACCAAUAAUUUACAACAUGUAGAUUUGCUCAAUUUUUGCCAUAUUCCAUCCUUUGCUAUUGAUGGCCAGACAUAUGGCCAAAUGAGAAACAGGACACAAUUUAGUCAUAAACUCUAUGUUACAUUGCCUUUACUGAAGAAGACAAGAAAAAUGAUGAGUUACAUUGAGUUUGUGAUGAAACUAAACUUAACCAUAAUUUCCAAGUAUGGGAUAUCGUUUCUACUCCUCUGGUUCAUACAGUUUUCAUUCUCACUUUCCAUCCUUGCAUACCUUCUUCUAACACCGUUUAAAAGAAUUGAAUGACUAAUUCAGCAUUCGUAACCUUAACUUGAGUGGAUUUCAAAGCCUUAUGAGAUCAUAGUCCACUUGACAUGGUUCAUGUUGCCCACGCUUUCAGAGAACUUUAUAUUGAAACUGAUAUCAUUGAGCAUGACAAUUUUCCUGUUAAAGUGAAUUUCGCACAAGCAAUACAAUGCCCCUCCAUUCCCUGCACCUCUUUCAGUAUCAAAGCCAUUGUUGCAUCAAGUCACUACAAUGGAAUUCCCAUACAGAAAGAUAUGCUUUAACAUAUUCAUAGUAAUAACAGAAUACAAUUUGAACUAAGUAUGAAUGUUUCAUUUCACAAGAACGAUGUGGGUUUUUACAACUAAUGUCAUGCUCCAGUAGUUUGCUUUUUCGAUAUCUUUUGCUAUGGACUAUUAAGGUAAAUCAUUUGCUUUGAAUUUUACGUCAUUCUAUUGCUGGGAAAGCCAGAGUUGUCUACUCUUGACACUGUUGAAAUAAGUUUUAGGAGUUAUUUUUAAAGGUUUCGAAAAAUGUCAUGCUACUUUUUUGGUUUACGCAUGAUACAGGAACAGAAGUGUACAAAGUUCAAAAUUGUUGUUUUUCAGAAUUUGAUGAUUGGACAAAUUUUGAGUUUUCUUGUUUUAUUUGCUUGUUGAUUACAUUAUGGUCUAUUCUGGCUUGAAAGAUCAAAUGAACUGUACAUUGUAAGCGGAGAUCCUGUACUUAAUGCCCAUUGCAAUUCAGCAAGCUUGUAAUGGAACAGAUGAACUUAAAUCUACUGCUGCCCUGCUAUGUGAUUACUAAGGGAAAAAAACCAGUAUUUUAAUUCUUUUCUUGUUAAAAUUAUGCUUGUUAUCGGUCAAGAAUAUUGGGUGAAGGGGAUAUAUGAUAAAAAAUGUUACUCCAAAAUUAACUUGACAAUGUCUGUUUUUUGUUCGGGUGAGAAGUGUUAUUCCAGCGGUUCCAGUGAAGAAGUCCUUGACAGCUAGAUUUCGUUUUGAUUUUUGUCAUAUAUUUUCUGUUUCGAUGACAAAGUUUGAUCUAUUUCUCCAGCUGAUAUAUCACAGACUUCAGUUAAAUCUUCAUUUCGACGCAGGCGCCUGAAUUUGUCACCCAUAUCAUGCCAUUCAGUAUAUUUUGCUAGGCUAUUGCUUGUGAACAAAAAAAUGUUUGGAUGAUUUCAGUCUGGUUGUACCAAAGUUACCGGAAUUCAACUGUCAAAGUUAAAGUCAAGUUAAAUCUUGCAAUUGUGGUACACAAAGACUGAUACUGAAUUGUAUAUGAGCUAAUGAUCAGAAUGGCCCAGAUGGUCACUUUUUUGACAAACUUGCACAUCUACACUAUUGAGAAAUGUUGAAGAAACCAUCAUGUUUAUAAUGAUAAUUUCUGCUUCCUCAAUCAGAGAGCACUUUGAUUAGCUUUGCAGGGUUGCCAACAUUCAUUUUAUGUUGUAUAUGUUUCUAAUCAAAAUACCUGAGCCCUAGGCUACCUAAACUGAUUGUAAAUAAUUGUUAAAGCUGCAGAAUGUGAUUUAUGAAAACUAAUUCAUUUAGUUAUAGACAACAGAGUGUCUCAAAAGGAACAAACUGAAAUAUAAAAACUCUCUAAACAUGCGAAAGGAUGAGAAAAAUGUAUCAUUUAUGCCAAAAUUGAGACACUAUACUUGUAAAUUUUCAAAAGAAGAGCCUGCAGCUCGGUGUAAUAUAUGAUGUUUAUAAGAUUUUUAAAAAUAAAGUUCUAAACUUGAUC
This is a messenger RNA of Lineus longissimus, 3451 nucleotides long. Its product is annotated as rho-related protein rac1B-like. Gene Ontology annotation, biological process: endocytosis; Cdc42 protein signal transduction; establishment or maintenance of cell polarity. Gene Ontology annotation, molecular function: GTPase activity; GTP binding; protein kinase binding. The coding region runs from base 374 to 1186 and encodes 270 amino acids. The transcript is spliced from 3 exons. The record is from RefSeq and is a predicted model, not a curated record. NCBI's taxonomy places the organism in Eukaryota, Metazoa, Nemertea, Pilidiophora, Heteronemertea, Lineidae.